Manihot esculenta (cassava) is the source of this 1736-nucleotide messenger RNA. Its product is annotated as E3 ubiquitin-protein ligase SIS3. Gene Ontology annotation, biological process: sugar mediated signaling pathway. Lineage: Eukaryota; Viridiplantae; Streptophyta; Magnoliopsida; Malpighiales; Euphorbiaceae. The record is from RefSeq and is a predicted model, not a curated record. Gene Ontology annotation, molecular function: ubiquitin-protein transferase activity. The transcript has 10 exons. Bases 275 to 1477 code for a protein of 400 amino acids.
GUCUCUUCGAAGCCACUGCCCCACCAAUCGUUUUCAGCUGCUUCACUCUCUCUCUCUCUUGCUUCAAACCGAAACUUCGUUCUCUCAGUAACAGAUCUAUCUACCCCUUCUCUCUUUUCAAUCUCUGUUCAACUGAGUGCAUGCAGCAGCUAAAACUAUGUAUGAAUUAUUCGGAUUCGUUUCAGGGAAUUGGAUUCGGAGCAUUUUCAUGUGAUGACUGAAAUGAGCAUUCAGUUCUUGGUGUCACACUCAGUCUUUUAGGGUUUUCCUGGUUAUGGCUAUCAGAGGCGUCGAUUUCAAGUGGUACGAUGGCUUCUUCUUGUCGAUGCUAGCCACAAGUGUAAUCAUUGUUGCAAUUAAUUGGAAACGGUAUCAUCUCUGCACAUACCCGUUGCACAUAUGGAUUGUGGUUGAUUAUACUGCUGUUUUUGUUUUUCGCCUCUUGAUGUUCAUAGAUAAUGGACUUGCUGCUGGAAUGGGCUUGGAUUUUGGGUGGCAGCAGCGUUAUGCCCGUUUUUGUGGAAGAAUAGUGGUCCUUUCAGUUCUGUCUUUGCUACUCUACCCUUUUCUAUGGGCUUGGACUAUAAUUGGCACACUCUGGUUCACUAGUGCAAGAGAUUGUUUGCCAGAAGAAGGUCAGAAAUGGGGUUUUAUUAUUUGGUUGCUUUUCAGCUACUGUGGACUCCUUUGUAUUGCCUGCAUGUCUAUGGGAAAGUGGCUUACACGAAGACAGGCGCACCUAUUACGUGCUCAGCAAGGAAUUCCUAUUUCAGAAUAUGGGGUUUUGGUCGACAUGAUCCGGGUACCAGAUUGGGCAUUUGAAGCUGCAGGUCAAGAAAUGAGAGGUAUGGGACAAGAUGCUGCAGCAUACCAGCCUGGACUCUACCUAACUCCUACUCAGGUGAGUGCUUGUCACUAUUAUGGGCAAGAAGUGGCAAUUACAUCGUCUAUAAAUAUGAGAGAAGCAGUGGAGGCACUCAUUCAGGAACUUCCGAAGUUCCGGUUAAAGGCUGUUCCAACUGACUGCAGUGAAUGUCCAAUCUGCCUAGAAGAGUUCCACGUAGGGAAUGAGGUCCGUGGCCUGCCCUGUGCGCACAAUUUCCAUGUAGAGUGCAUUGAUGAGUGGCUUCGACUGAAUGUGAAAUGUCCACGGUGCCGUUGCUCAGUUUUCCCAAACCUUGAUCUUAGCGCCUUAUCCAAUAUUCGUGCGGACUCUGAACGGUCCUCUGCAACUGUUGUAACAACCACCAGAUAUGUGAGAACCCAACCUUCAAGCCAGAGCUAUUUGUUGAGAUUGCAGGGUCUGCUCCGACCAGUCCGUACAGAGAAUUCAGGGGCUUCCAGCCAUGUAGAUGUUGAUUUGGAAGCUGUUGAGAAUGGAAAUCUAGUUUUGACAACAAGAGAGACAACAGAUGUGGAGCCAGUUUCCUCAAUUGGAAGCAUGCUUGUUUGCGAGUCCUCCCCUCCUCAACACUAGAUCCUUAACCAGUUUCUGACCUUGUACAAGAAAGAAUACUUGUUGACGAUGAUUGCUGGUUGUACUGGCUGGUUCUCUCCUUAUAAUGAAAAUAUAACUCAUUCAUCUAAGGCAUAUGAACAGAAACAUUAACGAGACAUGUGUAUACUUUUUUCCCUUUUUGGCCAAUGGACUGUAAGUCCAAGUCAUGUUUGUCCAUGGACGUCUAAUCAUUGUACUGAUUUUGCACUUACAUGAAAAGAAAAAUCAUUCUCCAGCA